AUGCAAUGGAAUGACUACAAACUGAAAUGGGAUCCAGAAAAAUACAACAAUAUUCACAAACUUCAUGUUCCAUCUGAUCAAAUAUGGAUACCGGAUAUUCUGUUGUACAAUAAUGCUGAUGGUGAGCCCCACAUAACAAUUAUGAGUGAUGCUUUAGUGUAUUACACUGGUGCUGUAGUUUGGAAGCCACCAAGUAUCUAUAAAUCAUUCUGUCCUAUUGAUAUUGAAUAUUUCCCAUAUGAUAAGCAAUCGUGUUCCAUGAAGUUUGGUGGUUGGUCUUACAAUGGUUUUCAGAUUGAUGUUCGGCAACUACCGAGCAAACCAACGGAUAAGAUCGAGACUCGAUAUGACGAAGAUGGAUUAGAAUACCACUUCUUGGAACAAGGAAUGGAUUUGUCAUCAUAUUAUCCAAGUCGAGAAUGGGAUUUAAUCAGUUUAACUAGUCGUCGACAUGAGCGACUUUAUCCUGGCUGUUGUGGACAGGAAUUUUACAUUGAUGUCACUUUUCACUUGUCCCUUCGUCGUAAAACUUUGUUUUAUACUGUAAAUUUGGUCAUUCCUUGCAUGCUAAUUGCGAUACUUACAACAUUUGUAUUUUAUAUUCCUGGAAUCGAGCACAAAGUAUCAUUUUCGAUUGCUGUAUUAGUUACUUUAACUGUAUUCUAUCUGGUACUCAUCGAUCUGAUUCCUCCAACUUCAAUGGUUAUUCCACUGAUUGGUAAAUAUCUUCUGUUCACGAUGUUUCUCGUUUCUGCUUCGAUUUUCCUAUCUGUACUCACAGUUAGCUUCUAUCGUCGUGGAGGUACAACACAUCCGAUGCCUAAAUGGAUGCGCCACGUGUUUCUCAAAACUUUGCCGAAGUACUUAUCUAUAAAACCACCGGAAGCUGAUGCUUUCGAAGAGAGCAGUAAUCAAUCUUCAGACAUGCUAACAAGUUCCAAAAGUUCAACAUCACGUCGCGCAAGCCCAUAUUUUCUAUCGGUUACGAAUUUAAUUGAUGGUCAAAUGCGAUUAUCACAAUUAGCGCAACUACGCGGGAUGCAUCCUGAUUUGAUUCGUCGCAUGAUCGAUAAUGUAUCUUUUAUUGCCGACCAUUUUCGGGCCAUAAAGAAAGAUGACCAAGUAUCAGAGGACUGGUGCUACGUAUCAAUGGUACUUGAUCGGCUGAUGCUAAUAAUUUUCAGUGUAAUCAACAUAUGUGGAACUUUUAUAAUUAUAUUUCAGUCCCCUGCUUUAUACGAUAAUCGUCCACCAAUGACAAUUACACCAGCCAGUAAACCAUUAAGUGGUGACACCUUGGAAUUAUUCGUCAACACUUCAGCCAUAUAA
Molecule: messenger RNA, 1329 nt
Organism: Thelazia callipaeda (thelaziosis nematode)
Lineage: Eukaryota; Metazoa; Nematoda; Chromadorea; Rhabditida; Thelaziidae
Source: the annotation of a GenBank genome assembly